Messenger RNA from Hemiscyllium ocellatum (epaulette shark), 4488 nucleotides. It is a transcript of the gene tmem209, whose product is annotated as transmembrane protein 209. The coding region runs from base 83 to 1825 and encodes 580 amino acids. The record is from RefSeq and is a predicted model, not a curated record. NCBI's taxonomy places the organism in Eukaryota, Metazoa, Chordata, Chondrichthyes, Orectolobiformes, Hemiscylliidae. Gene Ontology annotation, cellular component: membrane. The transcript is spliced from 14 exons.
AGCCGGUGGAGGGAACGUGGAGUGAGUGAGUGAGUAAUGGUGGAGUGUUUUUAGUUGCUCACCGUGCGCCUUUGUGGUGUUGAUGUGGGAUUGGAAAGCACGGUUUAUUCCGGUUAAACUGCCGACAGGAAUGAACGCAGUGGGGAACGGGGUCUCUGGCACUGCCCUCAUAGACCGCACUAUCCAGAUGAGGAAGGAGGCACAAGCCCGGAAGGUGAUGCUGCUCUGGGGCUUGCUCAACGUAGGACUCGCUGGAAUGGUCUACAUGGAAAUGACCGGCAAGUUGCUGUGCAAAUUCUACAACAUCAGCUACUGGCCCCUAUGGUACAUUGAGCUUGUGCUGGUCACCUUAUUUUGCCUGAAUGCUUUAUUUGAUUUCUGGUGUUACUUCAGGAGUGCUGUGGUGCCAGCUAACCUUGUGAUGACCCCACAGCAGCAAACCCUGCUUGGAAUGAUGAACCCAGCAAUACUGACAACUCCGCAGCAGAAACCAGCCACCCCAUCCACUCCCAAGAGCUCCUCACCAGGCACUGGGCAGGGACAAAGCGUACUAUCUUAUAGCCCUCAACGCCCACUUGGCUCCUGCCCAAAGUACAGCCCUGGCUGUGUAACAGGGUUUAGUCAGAGUGGGCCAACGCCUUCCCCGCCAGGCAGUGGAUCCUUUCCAUCCUCAGUGAUGUACUCAUCUAGUAGCAGCUUCAAUACGGGAUCUCCCUUCAGUCCUGUCCAGAAUACGUCUUUGUACAGUAACAACAUUGGGAAUGCAGACAGCUCCAGCCUGAGAGCUCGAUAUCGAUCUGCUCCUUCUGUGUACAGUGCACCCCUCACUCGAGAUGAAUGUCUGACUGAUAUGAAGUCUCUGGAGAAAUUCCUUCGCUCUGAAGAGGAGAAACAUGGUCGCAGUCAGUUGGGAACACCAGAAUGUACAUCCAGUAGCAGCAGUCCUACCUCCUUUUGGAACUACAGCCGAACCACAGGUGACUAUGCACAGUCACUACGCAAGUUCCAAUACCAACUCGCCAGCCGUUCCCAGGCCCCAUCUGCCCACAAGGAUGACACUGAUCUGGGUUCCAAACUACUUGCAGAAGAGGUGUGGAUUAGGCUGAAUAUGAGUCGACAGCAGUUGGACCUCCUCGAUUCUUGGACAGCCAACCUGAGGAAUUGGAUCAAUGAGACAAUUUUGAAUCGUUUGGUCAGUGAGAUUGACGGUGUGAACACACAACUGAGGAGAUUGGGGUGUCCCGAGCUGCAAGUAGGAGAGACCAGUAUCAGCAGCCUAAGGCAAGCAGCUUUGGUCAGAGCUCCCCAGAUUCCAACACUAAAUAUAGUUGUCCAGUACUUGGACAUCACUUCAAAUCAAGAGUACCUGGUGGAGAGGAUCAAAGAGCUUGCCCAUGGUGGUUGUAUGAGCUCCUUCCGUUGGAAUGGAGGAGGAGAGUACAAGUCUCGGAAAUGGGACACAGACCUUCCCACUGACUGUGCGAUUAUAAUGCAUAUGUUCUGCACUUAUCUUGACUCCAGGCUGCCUCCACAUCCCAAGUAUCCUGAUGGGAAAACAUUCACCUCCCAACAUUUCAUUCAAACUCCAGAUAAACCAGAUAUCACGAAUGAGCAUUUGUUCUGUAUACAUCAAAGCAACAUCAAUCCUCCUCACUACCAGCUCAUCUACCAUGGACAGGUGUAUAAUUUGCCAAAGGACAGGAGCAACAUGUUCCACACCAUUCUGAUGUUUUUAUACAUAAUUAAAACAAAGGAGUCAGGAAUGUUGGGGAGAGUGAAUCUGGGUUUGUCUGGAGUGAACGUUCUUUGGAUUUUUGGAGAGUAAGGAACAAUUGCCAGGAGAUGUAACUGAACAUAUGUAUUUGAUUUGUGCAGAAGUUGAACAGAUUCAGCAUUUUGGCACCUCACUUCACUUCUACAAUCCCCUUCUGGCAUCCCAUCAUCUUUCUUCUUGACCUUUCUUAUACUGACAACUGACAGAAAUGUGGGGCGCUGGACCAGAAAGUCUGAAGACAACAUUAGAAUUUUUCUGUGAACCUCCCUGAGGUUGUGUGCUCACUAAAUGUUUGUCUGGCUGCUGUGCAGCUGCUUCAGUACCGAGGGACUUUUUUUUUUCAAAACGAAAGCUUUUAUCGCUCCUAAUGUUUAAAGGAAAAGGCCUCUUUUAUAAUGACCAGUGGAUGUAUGUAAUUUUCAUGCUCUUCAAAGCAUUAUGUGAAGUAGUUUUACUGCUGUAUUUGUUAUGAAAGAAGAGUAUCAACUCCUGUCAGCAUCGUAGUAUUUCUGUUUGGCCAAAGGAAUUGUUGUACAGAGCAUCUGAGGAUGGGAGAGACAGAACUUGUUUUUUCUUUGCUUGUCUGUAAGUGCACAGAAUAAUGCCUCAACCUACUGGAAUAAUGGCACCACUGUCCUAGGUCAUGUGUCUGAUCUUGCUCUGUUUUUAUAUUAAUGAAGUUAACUCCUCCAUGCUGAAACUUUUAUUCAUAUUUUUAUAUACUGAACAGCCUGGAUGCAAGUAUUGUGCAAAUUGCUUGAGUUGGUGGGGUAGGUUGUCAAAACAUAUUCUGUUUCACUUUAUAAAUGCCUGCAUAAAUGUUAGUGAAAGCAAGAGACUCACCAGUUUUACUGGGAGCUGAUGGGUAAAGGCAAAUACUGGAUGCAGUCUCAGCUCUGUCAUCAGUUCAAAUCGUUGUGAUAAAUGUAAGCUACUCUAAAGGUCCUAUGUAUUUAAUGUGGGCUGCUUCAGUCUACCUCCCAGUAGAUCUAAGUUGCCAGCACAUAAUUUGUCCUUCCCAGUUCAAGGAGUGGUUCAUCUGAUGUUGCUGAAGACCUCUAUCAAUCCCCACAAUGGAAAGGCACUUUACUCUGAAACAAAUCUAGAAAGUACUGGACCUGCAUAUCGGAAUUGUGCUCUUCCCCUCAAGCCGCUUGCUCUCCUUCAGUGGUGACUACAAUUUUGUAAUAUUAUUGAGCAAGUUCAACUGACUGUCAUACGUCAGAGAUCCUAAUAGAUGUUAGAUAUCUUUUCCAUGAUAAAUACCAAAACCAGGUCUGCCUUGACAUUCAGUUCAAGGUUUGCAUGAAAGUGAGUUGCUCUAUUUAAAGAAAACUUGUACUCUAUGCUCCUCUCCAUUUUGAGCAGCACUAACUGAAGCACUGGGUUGGCUUGUGAAAGCAAAGUAGUGUGCAUAUUGGAGAUAUAAAAUAAAAACAAAUUGCUGAAGAAACACAGCAGGUCUGGCAGUAUCUGUGAGGAGAGAAAGUGUUAAAGUUAUGAGUCCAGUGUAUCUUUUUGGAAUGGAAGGAGAGUGGAAUAAAAUUUUUUCAUACUGUUGACAAAAGGCAAGGAAGGAAGAGGAGAAGCGAGUGGAACAGAUAGUGAGGUUCCCCACACUAAAUGACAGAGAUUGCUAAUUGUAGUCCUUUGGCUGUUAUGGGCAAAGCUGAGGCCUUUCGAACUAUCUGGUUUGGUCAACGACAACAUCCCCCCCCCCCCCCCCCCCCAAAAAAAAAAGAAAAAGUCUUCAUUCACUCCUGAAACUCUGGCUAGACUCAUAUCCUGAUUUCCUUUCUAAACAGCCAGGACCCUCUGUUGCAAGUGAUUAAGCAUGAAUGGGAUUGGUCCUCCUGUAACUGCUUCUCAGUGCCCACUAUUGAGUGUUCUGCAGUCCUUUGGGUGAAUAGCUAUUUGAAUGAAAUACUGACUGAUGUCUGUGAAAUUCAGUUGGUGCCCUCUGGGAGGGAUAUUAAAGAGCAAUUGUCACUCAUUCAGAGUGGCAAUGGAAGUGGCUGGUGUGGAAUAUGGGAAAAAUAUCUCUGGUGUGAUAGCGGGCACUCUGCUGAUGUUGUGACUGAGCAGUGAAGUGGAACUUUACAUUUAUCCUAGUCAUAUCUGAUCAAGGAGAUUCUGAGGGGCACUACCAGGAAUGUAACUGCAUCUAAUGAAGUUGCUAAGCUUGGCUGAAUAAUGUAACAAUGUUAGAUUUGAUACUGAUGGGCAUUUGUCUUGGAGAUUGCUGUCUCUAUUUUUCUGAAGGGAUGUGAAAGUGGUAUUGAAAUGUGGGAUCUAUUGAUCUUGGGACACUGCAGAUACUAAUUUUGGAAAUUUGUAAUGUAAUGGCAUUGUCAUGAUUUCUACUUAUUCUUGUAACUAUCCCAAAGAAUUGCAAUAAUUUACAGAUAUUCAUGUGUUCUGGUCUCAUCAGUUUCUUCUACUUAUGUGUUUCAUUGAAGCCGGCCCUGAACUGUACAUGGCAAAGGACUGUCUUCAUAUAGCAGACAGCAGCAUGAGACAGAAGAGUUAAAAUAUAAACAGAAGAUCAAACAGCAGUAACUAAUGAUUUGCCAGUACUAAAGGUUGCAUCAUUAAACUGGCGUGGAUGAAACUAUUGGAGGACUGUUGGAAAUUAAGAAUGGCAACAGCUCACCUUGUUCACUAUGGAGUGCUGGAUUUACAACACGACAUUCUACAGCCAACAUUCUCAUUGG